AUGGUCGUCUACGCCUUCUACAUCUUCGAUCGGCACACCGAGUGCAUCUACACCAAACACUGGCUGCCCCAGCCCUCCGACGCCGCGGGCGCCGCGCGACCGGCCGGUGCCGGUGCCUCCUCCCUGGCCGCCGGCGGCAGCAGCACCAGCACCCGGGCCAGCAACCGCAGCCGCGACGACGCCAAGCUCAUCUUCGGCACCGUCUUCUCCCUGCGCAACAUGGUGCGCAAGCUCGGCGGCGAGGACGACGCCUUCAUCAGCUACCGCACCGCGCAGUACAAGCUGCACUACUACGAGACGCCCUCGAGCCUGCGCCUCGUCAUGCUGACCGACACGGCCGCCCCGAGCAUGCGCAACGUCCUGCACCAGAUCUACAUCAACCUGUGGGUUGAGUACGUUGUCAAGAACCCCCUAUCUCCGGUCGAGCACCCUGGUGGAGAGGGCGUCAAGAACGAGCUUUUCGAGUUGGGACUGGACCAAUUCGUCCGAGGGUUGAUGUGA
Molecule: messenger RNA, 501 nt
Organism: Thyridium curvatum
Lineage: Eukaryota; Fungi; Ascomycota; Sordariomycetes; Thyridiales; Thyridiaceae
Exons: 3
Coding region: 1-501 (166 amino acids)
Biological process (GO): endoplasmic reticulum to Golgi vesicle-mediated transport
Cellular component (GO): TRAPP complex
Source: RefSeq, a predicted model, not a curated record